AGCUCCCUGGGGUUCUGGCCAGGCUUCUGUGGGCUCACGGCCUUCUGCCCCAUAAGCUGUGGGAAAGGCUCCAGCCUGCUGGGCUCCGGCAUCUUCAGCAUCUUAUGGACAUGAGGACAUCUCAGGCACCUGCUUUUGCAAGGAAGACAUCCUUCCACUAAGCCCGGCAGGAUCAAGGAUCAAUCAAAAGAUGACAUGCUGAGGGCCAGAUUCACAACUCCUGCAUCCAUAAGAAUAACCAUACCUGCAGCUUCUGACACCACAUUUUGCUGGCCAGUUUGAGCCAAACACCUCCUUCAGAAAUGUUAGCCCGCCUCGGUUUUAGCAGUGACAAAGAAAGGCUGCUGAAGGCCUGCCAGAAUCUGUAUGAAUUAGUGUACAUUUAUGUCUCUUCAACUAAUGCAAUAUUCCAGAUCCUCAAUCACCAUCUUGGCACCAACUUCCCCAUCAUGACAGUAAAAGAAAACUUCAGCAUUAAAGAGAACCUGCAGCUCCUGGUCAGUGCUUUAAAAGAGAUGCAAGCCACAAUGGAAACAAGAGACAGAGAUGUACAGGAAAGCAUGAAGCAAAGCUUGUAUGCUAAAAUUACCGGUCGCAUCAUCUCUCUACAGGAAAAAAUGGCUGCAGUAAAAGAUAUCUAUGAUCAUUAUAAGGGGAUCAUAGGAAGUAUCUUGGGCGCACUGGUUGCAGUGUUGUUAAAACAUGAUAAUUUCCCCGGCACAGUUGAGUCUGCUAUAGAGCAGUUACUGAGUUCACCUGCUUUAUCCCUCCAUGUAUCAGAACUUCUCAUGGACUAUGCUGAUAUCAUUAAGAUGCUGCAGCAGAAUGGGACAUCAAGUACUACAGAAGACAGCUCCUCCUCAGGUGAAACGUCAGAACAGCUCAGGCUUCGUUCUGUAUCCUCCAACUCUUCACUCUUUGCUUUCAUACAGACCCUCCUCCGAGGACAUAGGUCCGUAAAGAAAAGCCUGAAAGUAGCAGCUGACAGCUUAGAGGAGGCUUUCAGGGUGCUGAGGCCGCCGUGUGAAGCGUUCCAGAUAUUUGUUAAAAUGAUUGAAAACUGCAUUCCAGCAAUAACAGAAAAGUUGCAAGAGACACAAAUGUGCCAACAUGUUAGAAGUCCACCUUGAUUCCUUUAACUUUCACAUAGGAAGGAGUUCAAGCAAGCUUGAACACACACAUUCAAGAUGUACCUGUGACAGCUGUUUCUAAUCUUCCCAGUCGUUUUUGAAAUGUGUACUUAGUGUCUCUGAGCAGUUAGAAAUAAUAAUAAAGUUCUGUCAAUCAAUUA
Molecule: messenger RNA, 1291 nt
Organism: Phasianus colchicus (ring-necked pheasant)
Lineage: Eukaryota; Metazoa; Chordata; Aves; Galliformes; Phasianidae
Source: RefSeq, a predicted model, not a curated record